Messenger RNA from Ostrinia nubilalis (European corn borer), 5306 nucleotides. RefSeq names its product sodium/hydrogen exchanger 10-like. Gene Ontology annotation, cellular component: plasma membrane. Bases 9 to 3926 code for a protein of 1305 amino acids. The transcript is spliced from 23 exons. The record is from RefSeq and is a predicted model, not a curated record. Lineage: Eukaryota; Metazoa; Arthropoda; Insecta; Lepidoptera; Crambidae. Gene Ontology annotation, molecular function: sodium:proton antiporter activity; potassium:proton antiporter activity; monoatomic ion channel activity. Gene Ontology annotation, biological process: sodium ion import across plasma membrane; regulation of intracellular pH; potassium ion transmembrane transport.
AAUCAACAAUGGUACUUUUUACCAUAUUGAAAAUACUCCCAUUUUUCUUCACUGUGACAUUCGGUCAAGGAAAUAUUACCACUAACGAGCUACUGCAAGAUCGUUCGAAAUAUGGCGGGAACAUCACCUUUGACGACCCGGGCAGGCCGACCCUCGCGUACCCAACCUCCCUUGGUUUCCUGUUCAUCUUCAUAACCAUCCUUAUCGGCGUUGUAGUAAGAGCUAUAAUGCUAUCAACCAGCAUGUGCAUACCAUACCGCGUAGUGAUGUUCUGCCUUGGCGGAUUAGCUGGAUUCUGCGCCAACCGCUUUCCAGACUUCAAACCCUUCGUAGAUAUCUGUUACGUCGAUGUUGACGUCCUUUUACUAACAUUCCUACCUAUAAUCGUCUUUAACACGUCCUACAAUGUGGACUCCCAUUCGUUUUGGAGAUGCUUCCCCCAAAUUUUGCUCGUCGGAGUACCAGGGGCGUUGCUAACUGCUCUUAUGGCCGCGUUCAUAGCGUACCACCUGAUAGAUUCUUCGUGGAAUCUCCCUACUGCCAUCUUGUUUGGGGUCGUAUGCUCUCCGAUAUAUCCCAUGGAAGUAGUGAAACAGUUGAAGGAGAUGACCAAAGGGAAGUACAUAAGCGUGCUGCUACUGGGUGAAGGGUUAAUAGGAGAUGCGACGGUCAUGAUCGAGUUUACAGCAGUUUUUGGGUACUUAGCUUUGGCGGUUACUGAUGCGUCCCAGAUAGCAUUGCUUUUGCUUCGGUACGCUGGCGGAGGGCUUCUUCUUGGCUUUGCUAUGGGGAAGAUAUCAGGGACUUUACUGUCUCUGACCUAUUACGACCUGUUAUGUGCUGUGACUGUGACGCUGUCUACUGCCUACCUCACGUAUUACAUAGGAGAGAAGUUCCUAUACGUGUCUGGACUCUUGGGGACUGUCAUAGCUGGUGUGCUAGUGAGCUAUAGGAAGUCGACUGUGGCGGGGGAGGUGGAGCAGGUGGUGGCUCACUUCUGGAGCAUACUGGCUCAUACGGCGAAUACCCUCGUGUUUACGAUGGUGGGGGUGGUGAUAUUCGAGAAAGUGAGCUAUGGGAUGAGCAUGCGCCAAGUGUCGCUGGUGUUUGUGACGUAUACCACUGUGUAUUGUUCCAGGCUGCUGGUGUACACAGCCAUGAUGCCGCUUCUCCGCCACGUGGGCUACGGCAUGACCUGGCAACACUGCAUGGCUUGCGUGUGGGGCGGUCUCAGAGGCCCGCUCUCCCUGUGCCUAUCGCUGAUCAUCCUCCACAUCCCUACUGUGGCUGACGCUGGUGACAUCUUCAUAAUCCAAACGGCUGGACUGGUUCUUCUCUCCCUACUAAUCAAUGCCACCACCAUGGGCAAGGUUCUCAAGAUGCUUGGCCUGGCCGAGAUCUCUCUGGCCAAGAAAGCGAACAUGACGAACUGCGUCAAGCGCAUCAUGAUGACCAGGGACCGGUGCAUAUCCAUGCUGAAGAUGGACAAGUUCUUGGCUGAUGCUAACUGGGAUUUGGUUCAAGAAGGUACCACAAUAAAGCACCCGUACCAGCUCCAAAUAUCCGGUCGGGAGGAAGACAGCGAAGAUGACACGUACAUGGGGUACCACUACUCCACGUGUCCCGACUGCGAGCGAGAGAUUCCCAACGAGCCUACGAAGAAGGAAUUCACUGAGAUGAUGAGGGAAGCUAACCAACGGGUCCUCAAAGCUAUGAAGAUAUCCUACUGGCGCCAGUACGAGCACGGUAAGAUAAGCAAAGACGGCGUCAGGACGCUCGUGCAAGCCGUCGAAGUUGCCACAGACUCUGAAAAUGGAAGGGUUAAUCUGGACCAGCUGGGCACUUUGUGGAAGCCAAAGGCACACGCAGUCUGGUUACGUCACAAGCUGGUAAACGUCAUGACGCCCGAAGCGGCGAACGCUCAAGUGCCCCGCCAUCCGCUGCGCCAGCGCUGCUACCGGAUCGUGACCAGCGUGUGGUUUGACAUGUUCAUCUACCUGAUGAUCCUGUGUAACACUCCCGUGAUACUCUGCGAGGUGGCCAUGAAGUCGCCGGCUAAGAUUUACACGCACGUCAUUAAGGGGUUGAACUUAUUCUUCUACAUCAUCUACGUAUUCGAGAUGAUCUUAAAAAUGAUUGCAUUCGGCGUUUGUGGGUACUUCAAGUCCCACUGGAACAAGCUGGACUUCUUCAUUAUUGCGAUGGCUACUGGUGACUUAGCAUUGGACAUAGUAGACACUGUGACUCCUUGGGACAAGUGGAACAACUUCAAUUCAAGCGUCCUGACUGCUACGAAACUGUUAAGGAUGCUGCGGUUUCUUAGGCUUUGCAAGUUGGCUCGGGUGUCAGUUCCAAAAAUCAUGGCAUACAUAGAUCGGAUGAUAGACAUCCAGCUAGCCUAUGGCUAUGACGUCGGAAAGGGUUUCGUCACAGGAGAGCAGGAAGUAUGCAACUUGCUGCCCCAGCUGGUAGAUAACAAGCAGAUACAGGAAACCUUGAAUGCAAGGUUGGAAGCAGAUCGUUUAGCAGUGACGCGUCAGCUGGGACUCCUCCAAAGAGACCGGCCGUGGACCGCCAUCACUGUGAAGACCCGCCAAGCCACUACCUCCACCCUGAACAUCAUGAUGCUGGACGCUAUGCAGCUGAAGGAAGAAGGUUUCCUAGAUGAAAUGGAAUAUCGUUUAUUAGUAAAUGCGAUACAGGAGAAAGUUCAAAUGUGCCGACAUAAGGGCAGUCUAGUUGCACCGUCUUCACCUGAAACUCAACUUCGGGCCGUCUCCUGGCUACAAGGCAACGAGAGAGCAGCGGAUUUCUUUCUGGAAAACUCGGAAAUUAUGAACUAUAAUUACAACGAUAUUCUCAUCUCACGAGGCGACGAGCCUAAAGGCCUUUACAUACUGGUCUCCGGCCUGCUGGAAGCCACGUACGAGCCACCAGAGGGAGACAUGGACGAGGCCAUACCCAACUACGAGUUCCUGACCGACCUGAAGUUCGGAGACCCCAGUCAGGACUACAUAGUGUCGGGAAAUGCCAUUGGAGUACUGGGGGUGCUGACGAGUCGCCCCUACAACUACACGGUGCGCUGCGACUCCGCCGUGCAGGCCUAUUACAUCACCAUGCCGAUCAUCAAGGAGGCCUUCAACCUGGCUCCGCAUCCUAUCAUGGGUCUGGAAGCAGCGAUGUGGCGAGAGAUCGGCAUAAAGCUGGCGAUGAUGGUGCUGCCGACGGUGCCGGCUUACCACGGCUGGUCGGUGGAGAAACUGAGCAUGAGAUUGGAGCAUGCGUUUGUGCCGUGCCUUAAAGCAUUCAAGGUAUUUGUGGUAAAUGAGCUGAUGGAGGACAUAAUUCUGAUUGACGGGGUCUGUCAAGAUAUGGCCACUCGGGAAGUGUUCCAGCCUCCUUGUUACAUACCCAGGACAGCCCACCGCCUGAUCUUCCCAAAGUCCUCCCAGCUGAUGGUGUCCAACUCCUGCCCCGAGACCAUGCUGCUCAUCGUCCCAGCCAAGGAUGCGGAUGAGCUAGACAUCAUGGAAGACGAGCUGGAUGACUUGCAGUGCGAACUGGUUUCCAACGUGUCCUCCCGCUGCCUGUACCACAAAGUGGUCCGCAAGCUGUCAAGCGACUCUCGUGGCGCGGUAGCGCGGCGCGGGCGCAAGCGGCGACGCGGGAAUGCAAGGAGAGUGAACUAUAGAGAGUCUAUGUGGGGGAAGCAGACGUCGAGCGCGCCCGGCAUCGGGACUGAUCAAAGCGAGAAAGAACUCAGUUCUAAAUAUUACAAGCCCAGCCUCGUAGACAUGCAACCCGAAAAGUUGGAGUCGACUCGACAGAAAAGCGAGGUGAGGAUCACCGAGUCCGGUACACCAGAAGAAGAGCUCUACAACACAUUGCUUACAAAGCUCAAGCGAUCUUCGCUUGAAAAGCGAUAAAUCGUUACGAAAUCAAGGUAAAUCAAUUAUUAUCAAUCAAAUCAAGGAUGCUAAUGUACAAAUAUUUUUCAUACAAAUGUAUAGCAUGAAAAUUAUGUAUUUUUUAAAUAACUUGUGGUUUAAUAAUGAUUGUAUCUUUUGAGACGGUUUACCUACUUUAUUAUCGUUUUGAUAACAUUAUAUGUAUUUUUCCUUUACGCUUUGAUAAUGAUUUACAAAAAACUAUUUCGAUGUUUUUAUUUAUACAUAUUUAAAUUUAUAUUAUAUUUUAUUUCGCUAUUUAUUAAACUUCUGAAUAUUUUACUGAAGUUUUCUUAAUUCUCUAUGGGUAACCAACUAUGUUACUUUAAAUAAAACAAAAAGUUUGGUGUUUUCAUUUAUUAAAAUUAAAGAAAAUAUAAAAUUAGUACUAAAAUGUUAGGUCACACAAAUUACCACCAAAAUGAUAUGACCAUUAUAUUUUUUUGAUAAAAUUAAAUCUUUAUAAACUGUAUUGAAAAGAAAUCAGGAAUGUUAACAAAAUGCAUCCGAUUAACAAAGGAUAAUAAAGGACCGAGGGUCUUAGCACCAAAUAAAUAUUUAACCAUUAAACAAUAAUAAUCUGGAAAACAAAUGUCUAAAUAACAAUAUUUUUUAAAUCCACUCUUAUAAUAUUUUUUCUAUCUACAAACCAAUAUUACAUUUAUUUUAGUUGAAAUUUUGAUAGUGGAUUUAUAACAAAUAAAAACAUCAGUUAAAUAAUUUAUUGCUGCACCCCAAUGUUAUUAUUUAUAACAUUUAAAAUAUUCAUGGUUUUUUAAAAAGUAAUAGGAAAAAAUUGCUUUGAAAAUGCAAACAAGGAUGUACACUUUCCCAGUAUUAAAAAAGGUUUUUACUUGUGCAAAAUAAAAUAGCCUUUUUCAAGUCGAAGUAGCAAUAUAAAAGCACACACAAUAGAUUCUUAUAUUAACUUAUUUAGAUAUUUUUUAUCUUAACAUUUUAGUAAUUUUUAACUUUUUUUUACUGACACAAAUUAAAAAGCAGACUAUUUUCAAUAAAAAAUUUAGACAACAACAGUUUUCACAUUGAGCUGUUAUUAACUACUUUUAACAUUAUAAUUAUAACAGUUACAUAUUUAAGUUAUUCUAUUACUACUAUAAUCUUUAAAGUAACUACCUACAAUAGAAAAAGUUGUUGCUUAUUUAAUUGCUUCAGAUGUUAUUGCUUUCAGUAAGAAUUUUUACUGUACAGCACAGAAAAGAAAUCUCAGUUUAUUUUCAUUUAAUCGUCAAUGCUGGAUAAUUAUAUUCAGGUUAACCCCUCAAGGCCUAUGGCUGCCUGAUGCAUGAUCUCACACUACAGUAAUAAGGCAGGCUGUAGCCACUUUUAUAAUUGCACGAA